UUUAGUGGAAGUGUGUGACUAUCCUGGUGAUUGCGGAAAUAACUACUAAGCCAGAAUCAAAUAAAUAAAGGAUUAAUAUCGAGUCGUAAGCUUGUAAUACUGUCCACAAUGUCCAGGCAAUCCAACCGAACAACAGACAGCAAGAAGAUGAACUCUGAACUGUUCACACUGACUUACGGGGCCCUGGUCACCCAGCUCUGUAAAGACUACGAGAAUGACGAGGAAGUUAAUAAACAACUGGACAAGAUGGGUUAUAACAUCGGCGUGCGCCUGAUCGAGGACUUCCUGGCACGCUCCAGCAUCGGCAGGUGUCAGGAUUUCCGAGAAACAGCCGAUGUCAUUGCUAAGGUUGCAUUUAAGAUGUACCUGGGAUGUACCCCCAGUGUGACCAACUGGAGCCCAGCAGGAGAUGAAUUCUCCCUCAUCCUUGAGAACAACCCACUGGUAGACUUUGUGGAGCUGCCGGAUAACCACAGCACGCUGGUCUACUCCAACCUGCUGUGUGGGGUCCUCAGAGGAGCCCUGGAGAUGGUCCAGAUGGCCGUGGACGUGAGAUUUGCUCAGGACACUCUGAGAGGGGACAAUGUGACAGAAAUCCGCAUGAGGUUUAUCAAGAGGAUUGAAGAAAAUCUCCCCGCAGGAGACGAGUGAUGGAAACGGAAAGAUCCUUCCCGCAACUUUCUUGUCUGAUUUAGGGAGGACCGAGUCACGUGAGGAACACCGUCAGAGGAUGAAUGAACUCAGAAUCAAAACAUCAAAAUGAGAACUCCAUGGCACUGCUCUGUGCUCCAGUUUUGAGGGAAACGUUUAGGUGUGUUCCUAGAUGAGAUGUUCCUGCUGUGGAGAAGAGAAUGCCUCUGACCAUUUAUCUCAAACCAUCCCUCAUUGAAAGUCACUUUUUUCUUCAUUUACUGUUCAAAUAUCUGUCCUGUUUCUUAAAAGAAUUAUGUCUUUUGUUUUUGGUGCAAGGCUGGGAAGCCUUUACGUCGUAAUGUUUUUACGUAUGUCUCGUUUGUUUUCCUUUUUUUAAAGAAGUCACACUUUAUUUCUGCCAUUUAAAUGGCAUGCAAAUUUAUGUAGGUAGAUAUGUUAAAUAAAAGCAACAUAUUUAAUAUGAUA
Molecule: messenger RNA, 1119 nt
Organism: Anarrhichthys ocellatus (wolf-eel)
Lineage: Eukaryota; Metazoa; Chordata; Actinopteri; Perciformes; Anarhichadidae
Gene: trappc3
Product: trafficking protein particle complex subunit 3
Exons: 5
Coding region: 109-651 (180 amino acids)
Biological process (GO): Golgi vesicle transport
Cellular component (GO): TRAPP complex
Source: RefSeq, a predicted model, not a curated record